Oryzias latipes (Japanese medaka) is the source of this 3263-nucleotide messenger RNA. NCBI's taxonomy places the organism in Eukaryota, Metazoa, Chordata, Actinopteri, Beloniformes, Adrianichthyidae. The record is from RefSeq and is a predicted model, not a curated record.
UGGAUUUUUUUUAUAACAUCGUGCUUGUAGGUUGUUCAAAAACAUUGAUUAGGCAGAGUGCUGUGUCCCAAAGGGAGGAAAAGAGGGCACAGGGGUAAGAGAGGGGCUGGUGAGAAGCCUGCUAAUACAAGCUGACAGGAGUGAGCACAGUCAGUGAGCUGUCUGUUUCCUCCACAGAGGGUAAUUCUUUAGCAACGUGGGCCUCAAAAACAAUGCGUGGCUGAUGGUUAAUUCAACUUCAAACAUGGUCACAUAACCUCAAGCCUCAACUGACCCAAUACACUGAAGACGAAAGGCUCACGUAGAUACAUAUAGAUGAGAUAUGGCACAUCAAAUACAGAAAAAGCACAUCUGAGGUGAAGACAAGGUCACCCAGCAGAUGUGGACAGCAUGUCGAAGGUGGAGAAGUCAAAUGGCCUUAACAGGCCUCUGGACAUUGUACCCAGCACAGAGGAGAAGAUGACAGACAGGGGUCAGUGGGGCAACAAGAUUGAGUUCAUUCUGUCGGUGGCAGGAGAAAUUAUUGGGCUUGGAAAUGUGUGGCGGUUCCCUUACCUUUGUUACAAGAAUGGAGGAGGAGCUUUUUUUAUACCAUACCUCAUUUUUCUGUUUGCUUGUGGCAUUCCUGUUUUCCUCCUUGAGACUGCUCUGGGACAGUACACCACUGAGGGAGGCAUCACUUGCUGGAGGAAAAUCUGUCCAUUGUUUGAAGGUGUGGGAUACGCCACCCAGGUGAUUGUAGCUCUGUUGAACGUCUACUACAUUGUGGUGUUAGCCUGGGCUAUCUUCUAUUUGUUCAACUCAUUCACAUCAAAUCUACCCUGGGCAUCCUGCAACAACACUUGGAACACAGAUUCCUGUAUGGCAUUUCAGAGGGGGAAUAGCUCCAUCAAUCACCAUGAGAACGCCACAUCUCCUGUCAUUGAGUUCUGGGAACGCAGGGUGCUGCGACUUUCCUCAGGUAUUGAAGAGAUUGGAACCUUGAAUUGGGAUCUGGUUCUGUGUCUGGCCCUAGCAUGGGUCCUCUGCUAUUUUUGUAUCUGGAAGGGAGUCAAAUCCACUGGAAAGGUAGUUUACUUCACAGCCACCUUCCCUUACAUCAUGCUUGUGGUCCUACUGAUCAGAGGAAUCACCCUGCCAGGAGCUUCCGUGGGAAUCCAUUUCUACCUUUACCCUGACUUGGGACGGCUGUCUGACCCACAAGUUUGGAUGGAUGCUGGCACUCAAAUUUUCUUCUCAUAUGCCAUCUGUCUGGGCUGCCUCACAGCACUGGGAAGCUACAACAAAUACAACAACAACUGCUACAGGGAUUGUGUGUGCCUCUGCUUCCUGAACAGCGGUACCAGUUUUGUUGCAGGAUUUGCCAUCUUCUCCAUCCUGGGCUUCAUGUCUUACGAACAAAACAUACACAUCUCUGAAGUUGCUGAAUCAGGUCCAGGUUUGGCCUUCAUUGCUUAUCCUCGUGCGGUUUCCAUGAUGCCCUUUUCUCCUCUUUGGGCCUGCUGCUUCUUCAUUAUGAUUGUGUUUUUGGGAUUGGACAGUCAGUUUGUCUGCGUGGAGAGCCUGGUGACAGCCAUGGUAGACAUGUAUCCCUCCAUCUUCCGACGUAAACACCGCCGGGAGCUCUUCAUCCUGGCAGUAGCUGUGGUUUCGUUCCUCGUUGGACUUGUAAUGCUGACAGAGGGCGGCAUGUACAUUUUUCAGCUCUUUGACUACUACGCGGCCAGUGGGAUGUGUCUACUCUUUGUGGCUCUUUUUGAGACAACCUGUAUUGCUUGGGUCUAUGGGGCAAACCGUUUCUAUGACAACAUUGAGGAUAUGAUUGGUUAUCGCCCAAAUCCUAUUAUCAAAUACUGCUGGUAUUUCUUCACUCCUGCCACAUGCUUGGGAACUUUUGCUUUUGCGCUCAUUAAGUACUCACCUCUGAAGUACAACAAUACAUAUGUGUACCCUUGGUGGGGGAAUGGGAUUGGAUGGAUUUUAGCUCUGUCCUCCAUGCUGUGUAUACCUCUGUGGAUGGCAGCAAAACUCUACUACACUCCAGGAACUCUAAAAGAACGCCUUGCUCUGUUAACCACACCGUCCAAUGACUUGCCGGUGAUAAAGAGGGAGCAGGAGAGGUUGCUGGGGGUCGUUGCAGCGGAUGGAGACAGGCUCAGUCAGAAAACAGCUACAAAGGAAGGCUACUUACCGGUUAAAGAAAAAGAAUCUCAUUGCUGAAGCCUCGAUGGUCAAACUCAAGUCAGGAUUAAAGAUCACUCCAAAACCAUCUCUGUCGCCUGAAAGGGUGGCGCAACAGGUGCAAAAUUGCAGUCCCUUCACUUCCAUGUGCAAACUUGCUGCUGCAGCCUUCUCCAUCAUACGGUGCCUUCAAAAUAAGAGUUUUGUUUGCUUGUUUUCGGGAGCUGUUUUACAUCUCAUAUGUCAGGCUCAGAGUAGUGCAGAACAUUUGACAGUGUGACCACUAUAAGUAUUUAGCAGCAAAGAGUUCAUGUUUGCUCAUGUUUGCUUUCUAAGGAAGCAUUUUCACUUGCUAUGGACGUCUCUCAUGCUCAGUUAUACUGACAUUUACCUUGUUUCUAACUGCAAAGUUCUGCAGCUGACGGAACACAUGAAGUGUCCUUCCACUGCUUAGAAAGAGCUAAUCUAAGUAAUCAUUUGUCAUUAGUUGAAGUUUUUGAGUACAUGCACCACAUGAAUUUACUUUGUAUACAAGUUUACCAUGGUGAUGGCUUUGUCUUAACUGUACUGUGAAGAACUUUCCUAAUGAAAUCCUUUUUUUUUUUUUUUUUUACAAAUAUUUGAGGACGCAUGACUUUAGUUUUACAUUUACGGCUACCUAAAAAGAUUACAGCCAGUUGAACUGUAUUUUUUUUAUUUUAUAUUAAUAAUACUGGGAAUGAUGAUUCAUCUUUUUUGUCUGCCUUUCUGAACUUUGUGUUGUUUUGUUUUUCAUAUCAGUAUUUUGAUCUUUAUGUGGUUUUAAUGUAGCUGGGUUGGCCUCAUGUCUAAUGCACUAAACUGUAUCAAACUGAAGCAUCUGAGAGACACUGCUGUGCCAUUCUGAGGAUAAAAGCUGGGAAGAUUUGUUGAAGGGUUUCAGUCCAAAAAAAUACGUAUAUCACCAUGUUAUGUCAUCUCUUUCUGCUGUACACACGGGAUGAAUGUAUGAUCAGUGAUUACUGAUACUGAACACUUCUAGAAAUAUAACUUUUAUAAGCUGAAACCUUUUAUUAUGACCAAAUAAAUAUAUUCUAAUUUGA